Myripristis murdjan (pinecone soldierfish) is the source of this 1381-nucleotide messenger RNA. RefSeq lists its product as uncharacterized. The transcript is spliced from 5 exons. Lineage: Eukaryota; Metazoa; Chordata; Actinopteri; Holocentriformes; Holocentridae. The record is from RefSeq and is a predicted model, not a curated record. Gene Ontology annotation, molecular function: protein binding. The coding region runs from base 91 to 714 and encodes 207 amino acids.
CACACACACACAGCAGGAUUAGUGGCUUCUUAUUUAAAGAGUGUGUGAGUGUGUGUGAGUGUGUGAGUGAGUCUGAAGCAGCGGAGCAGGAUGCAGCAGAUCUACACAAACCAAGACGAACACUUGGAAGUUUUUACCACCGUCUUCUCCCCACAAGCCUGCAGGACCAGGGCGAGGACGCGGCACGUGGAGGGAGAGAAGGUGGUGGCGGUGCGGAGCUUCCAGGCCGGCUGGCCGGAGGAGCUGGCCCUGAGCCGGGGGGACGAGGUGCAAGUGGUGUUUAAGGACGACCAGUCCUGGUGGUUUGGACGUCUGGCCAACGGAGACCAAGGCUACUUCCCUGCGGCCUGCGUGGCCCCGGGGGCCCCGGGGGCCCAGAGCGGCGACUCGGCGAAAAAAGCAACUGGCCUCUCCAGGAGGGGCUCUGUACCGGUCGCCGUGGCAACUGUAGACGCCCCCUGUGGUCGUACAGGCUUCACUCCUCGGCUGCUGAGGAGGAACAGUCUGCGGCGGGCGCUCGGGCCAGACGCCUCCUCCUCUUCCUCCUCCUCCUCCUCGGCGGCGGCGGCGGCGGCCGGGGGGACGGGACCUCCUCACGGCUCGCCCAGCCUCCUGCACCGGGUCCUGACCAAGUCCAGGAGGAAGAGCUGCCCCCACCUGUCCCACCCGUCCCGGGACAGCGGCUCCACCAACGCCGCCUUCCAGCACGACUGACGGACGCCUCCUGUGUUUUCAUUUUGUUUUAUUUUAUUUUGUUGAAACCUUUAUUUAACUCGCCGAGCUCCCUCUGAGAUUCUGACCGAUAAUUCACCUUUCGGUUUUUUCACUCCGAGUCUGAUUUUUAAACUCAAAGUGAAAAACAAACGAGAGUCGGAGCCAAGUCGCCUGAUUUUGCUGCUUUCAAGUCCUCGUCAGAUUCUUGGAAGAAUCCAGAGGCUCCCACUUCCUGGUUUCUGAAAACAAACAAACAAACAAACAAACAAACAAACAAACAAACAAAAAGAGCGUUGCAUUCCUGUGUUGGACCUGGGACACGUGGAGGCUGUUCACGCUGCGUCAGGUUCAUCGUACACUCCGGUUUCCCAGCAGGACGUGCACCUGAACGCCACACGAGUAUUUCUAGGUGGUUCCCGUUGCCGUGGCAACAGCUGUAUUGUUCACUGAUGUCACCACGUUGGCAUUUUGUUUGAAUAACUUUAUUGAGGUUUCCACGGUGACAAAGGGGGAAGUUACAGUUCACACACAAAAUUAAUUAGAAUCAUCUGCUGCUCUUUAAAAACCAUCAGAAGCUGCUUCAGUUAAAAUGAGCUAAUUAGCUGCAGUCAGCUGAUCCUAACGAGCUGAGUUGUUGUUAAUAAAGUUACUGAAUAAGGUUCAACAA